Molecule: messenger RNA, 1023 nt
Organism: Ambispora gerdemannii
Lineage: Eukaryota; Fungi; Glomeromycota; Glomeromycetes; Archaeosporales; Ambisporaceae
Source: the annotation of a GenBank genome assembly
AUGAAAGUAAACCGGCAAAAAUCCUCUCUUAAUAAAAAUUAUACAGUUCAACAAGAUGGCCAAGCACAAAUACUUAUAACAAGCCCAUAUUUUAAGGAUAAAAGCCAUGUUGUUUCAACUUCCAAUCAUUCAAAAAAUGCCAAAUUCCCACGACGAAAAAUUCAGAAAAAAAGCGCUAGCCUUAAAACAGGCAAAGUAUCACGUUAUUUUCGCGCUUCGAAACGUGGAUCUAGUGGAAAUAGUGAUAGCUUAACCGAGAAGGUAAAAAAGAUUAAACAAAAUGAAGAUCAAAAUCGAAAUCAAAGGGAAAAGAAUCACUUAAAACAUUGCAAUAAUCAAGAUGAUAAUGAUUAUGAGAUGCAGCAAGUGACAUUACCAGCAUCUGUAGAGUCUAAAGCCGAGAAUGAAAAUACUUGUAUCGUGAGUCUAGACGAGGAUGCAAACAUUAGGCAAAAUAAAGGGUACCAUAAUGUUCAAGAAUUUACAACAGAUGAGAAGACAUUUACUAGCCCAGUACAACAAGAAUGGAUACCGAAAUUUAUUCCCAUGCAAUCACCCUUUAACCUUGUGCAAGAAUCAUUGUAUUAUGAUCCCUGGAAGCAUCUAAUUGCUACAAUGUUUCUAAAUCGUACAAAAGGCACACAAGCGCUCCCAUUACUUUGGAAAUUUCUGGAUGAAUAUCCAUCGGCAGAGAAGGCUGUUCAAGCAGAUGUCGAAAAGUUAACGGCAUUUUUGAGACCGCUUGGAUUACAUAACACACGAGCAAAUCGAAUUAUAAGGUUCUCACAAUCCUAUCUCAAGAACCCAAAUUUUACUACACCUCGCGAAUUAUUCGGUAUGGGGAAAUACGCUGAAGAUAGUUGGCGAUUAUUUUGUGGUGAACGAGAUGACGCAUGGAAAGUGGACAGUGGAUUUGAACCAGAAGAUAAAGUCAUAAGAAUGUAUAUAAGUUGGCGGCGUCAAAUGGAUGAAUUGGGUUUUGGUAGGAAAAAAGAAAAUCCACGAUCAACAUUAUCGCUAUAG